CCGCCGCCGCUCCUCCUCCUGUUCCAGCUGCCGCCGCCGCCACCGCGGCUUCCUGGGCUGAGUCCGCCUGCGGUCCCGACGGCGCCAGGUGCGUUUUUCCAGUCCGGCUCCUGCCCGCGUCCGCCGCUGCCGUAGCUGUCCCGGGCUCCCCGCCCCGCUGCCGAGAUGGCGACGCGCUCCUGCCGGGAGAAGGCUCAGAAGCUGAACGAGCAGCACCAGCUCAUCCUGUCCAAACUGCUGAGGGAGGAGGACAACAAGUAUUGCGCCGACUGCGAGGCCAAAGGUCCCCGAUGGGCUUCCUGGAAUAUCGGUGUGUUUAUUUGCAUCAGAUGUGCUGGAAUUCACAGAAAUCUUGGAGUUCAUAUAUCCAGGGUCAAGUCAGUCAACCUAGACCAAUGGACACCAGAACAGAUACAGUGCAUGCAAGAUAUGGGAAAUACUAAAGCAAGACUACUCUAUGAAGCCAAUCUUCCAGAGAAUUUUCGAAGACCACAGACAGAUCAAGCAGUGGAAUUUUUCAUCAGAGAUAAAUACGAAAAGAAGAAAUACUACGAUAAAAAUGCUAUAGCUGUCACAAAUAUUUCCUCCUCUGAUGCUCCUCUUCAGCCUUUGGUAGCCUCUCCUUCUCUUCAAGCCGCUGUUGAGAAAAACAAAUUGGAGAAAGAAAAAGAAAAAAAAAAGGAAGAGAAAAAGAGAGAAAAGGAACCAGAAAAGCCUGCAAAAUCUCUUACAACAGAAAAGCUGCAGAAGAAAGAAGAUCAGCAAUUGGAGCCUAAAAAAAGCACCAGCCCUAAAAAAACUGCAGAGCCCACAGUUGAUCUUUUAGGACUCGAUGGCCCUGCCGAGGCACCAGUGACCAAUGGGAACACCACAACGGUGCCAGCCCUCAGUGAUGACCUGGACAUCUUUGGACCAAUGAUUUCUAAUCCUUUACCUGCAACUGUCAUGCCCCCAGCUCAGGGGACGUCCUCUGUACCAGCAGCUGCCACUCUGUCUACAGUAACAUCUGGGGAUCUGGAUCUGUUCACUGAGCCAACUACAAAGUCAGAAGAGGUAGCAAAGAAACAACUCUCCAAAGACUCCAUCUUAUCUCUGUACGGUGCAGGAACCAUUCAGCAGCAGAGUACUCCUGGUGUGUUUAUGGGACCCACAAAUAUACCAUUUACCUCACAAGCCCCGACUGCAUUUCAAGGUUUUCCAUCAGUGGGUGUACCUGUGCCUGCAGCUCCUGGCCUUAUAGGAAAUGUGAUGGGACAGAGUGCAAGCAUGAUGGUCGGUAUGCCCAUGCCCAACGGGUUUAUGGGAAAUGCACAAACUGGUGUGAUGCCACUGCCUCAAAAUGUGAUUGGCCCCCAAGGAGGAAUGGUAGGACAGAUGGGUGCAACCCAGAGUAAAUUUGGCCUGCCGCAAGCCCAACAGCCCCAGUGGAAUCUCUCGCAGAUGAAUCAGCAAAUGGCUGGCGUGAGUAUCAGCAGUGCGAACCCCACGGUGGGUUUUGGCCAGGCCCCCAGCACAGCAGCAGGAUGGCCCGGAAGCGCCUCGGGUCAGACUCUCAGCACACAGCUGUGGAAGUGAACACUGCACUGCAAGUUUCAUCCAGAACUACCACCUGACAUUCCUUGCUAAAAUGCAUCUAGUUCCCCUGUUUGUUCAUGUACAUAAUUUUUUUUUCCCCAUUUGUUCAUAUUAAGAAUUAUCUGAUUGACCGUGUUGGUCUGUGCUGAUUAAAUCUAAUGUGGUGAAAAACAGGUUGAAAAACCAUUUUAUGUCCAGGGCAGCUUUGCUCAUAUUUCCCAUGACUUCAUAAGCCACAUUAUUUGAGAAGCUGCUCAGUCAACUUGCAUAAUCAGUUUUACUCUCAGUAAAAUUAUAGGUCUAAUAUUUGCAUAUAAGGGAAAUAGUUAUCAUGUUAGUAAUACCUCUAACAGUAUAAACCCCAUCCUCAAAUUAGCCAGUAAUCCCGUAGGAAGGUACUGUAUGAUCAAAUGUUUUAAUCAUAUAAAUAGAAUGUAAAUGUAUCACUGAGCACUGUUUUCUAGUGUAUCAAAAUUCUUUUAUUUCAUCGUUCACUUCACUGUGCUGUUGUUAUGAUGUGCUUAACAGGGAACGUGGUUAGUGAAAGGAAUAUAAACCUGGAUGUUACUAUAAAAUUUAGCUUAACAGAUAUUUAAAGAAUUCAAAUUCUAUCUGCCUCUCGUAAUUUGGAUCUCUUCUUAUGUACAUAGUGCUAACAUGAAGACCUUUCUCUGCACUAUAUGCAAACAGGGUAACUAAAUAAACAAAGCCACUUUGAAUCCUUGAAGGUAUAUCCAGGUUUAUGACGGUAAUUGUGUUUACAUUUUAUGGUGCCUAGUAUUGACAAAAUGUUCUAUCCCUAUAUUAAACAGAUGAAUCCACA
Molecule: messenger RNA, 2398 nt
Organism: Pteropus alecto (black flying fox)
Lineage: Eukaryota; Metazoa; Chordata; Mammalia; Chiroptera; Pteropodidae
Gene: SMAP1
Product: small ArfGAP 1
Exons: 11
Coding region: 166-1575 (469 amino acids)
Biological process (GO): regulation of clathrin-dependent endocytosis
Molecular function (GO): metal ion binding; GTPase activator activity
Source: RefSeq, a predicted model, not a curated record